AUGGCGAUGAAAGCGAUGGCAGAAUUGGAGGAGUGGAUUGAAAAGAAGGUGGAGGCGAUUUCCGCGCUGGCGGACGCGACUGGGACGGAAUGGGCGAGCGGCGUGGCGCCGUCAUCUCUGGGUACUAAGACAGGGCGCAAGCGAGCUCGCGUGGCGGAUGGCUCUUCCUCAAAGCCAAUGAUGAUGCAGCAGCAUCUGGCAGCCCUGUCAGCCCAUGCGGAAGCCAUCCGCGACAAGAGGCAAACUGUGGGGGAGGAAGAGAAGGAGGAUCAGGGUCAGGAGGAAAAGGAGGACGAGGGGGGUGAGGGGGAGAAGGAGGCGGAAGAGGAGGGGGAAGGGGAGGAGGAAGGGGAGGAAGAGGGGGGAAUGGGGGACGAGGAGGAGGAGAAGAAAAUUGAUCUGGUAGACGAGACAACGGAGGAAGGGGGUGAAGAAGAGUGGAAGCGUGAAUCUGCCGGAGAAGCAAGGGAGGAGAUGGAGGAAGCUGUGGUGGGAGAAGGGCGAGGGGAGGAGCCGGUAGACGAGACAAGAGAGAAAGGGGAUGAAGAAAACAUGGAUGGGGAUGGAGGAGUAAUGGAGGAGAUGGAGCAAGCGGUGGGAGAAGGGCGAGGGAAGGAGCCAGUGGAGGCAGUAGGAGCAGGGCUUGGGGGAGAGGGAAGAGAAGGGCACGCGGCAGAGAGGGAGGGAGCGGCAGAGAGGGAGGGAGCGGCAGAGAGGGAGGGAGCGGCAGAGAGGGAAGGAGCGGCAGAGAGGGAGGGAGCGGAAAAGAAUUGUGAAAAUAACGCCAAAGAUGCAGAGGAGGAUGCAAUGGAGGAAGGCGUUGGGGAUAAUUAUGACCUGGUUGAGGUGAGAGGUGGCAUUGAGCCCCUCGUUGCUGAAAACGGAAGGGGGCGGGACAAUGGGGACGGGGAAGGGAACGAAGCUAGAGAGAUUAUGCAGGGAAGCAUGGAGGAGAGGAGGGGAGGGGAAGGCGUGGUGGGGAGGGCAGGCGGGGAGCAGAGUGGUGCAGGAGAGGCAGAUGGGCCGGUGGGGAACGACCUGGUAGCGUCUGUGGAGCGAUGGGCGCAAGAGGCGGGGCUGUGCAGAGCAGCAGCAGUAGAGCAAGCCGCAGCAGCAGCUGGGCAGGUGCAGAGUGCACCGGUGGGGGGAGAACCCACCAAUGGUGAAGAGGCAUUCAGGGCGCGUCUGCAUGAGAAAAUCGACGCCUUGCUUCUGCUCAUCCCUGCUGAUAAGCAGCCCUUCUCUCGCCUCCACCAACUCGUGCUCGAUUGCCCCGGGCCCUCAACGCCGCCCUUCAAAACGGCGCCCUGGCAAUUAAAGAGCCUGAGAGUGCUGCACUUGAGCCGGGUGACUAACGCAGUUCUGGAGCAGGUGGGCGUGCUCACGAGCCUUGAGAUUCUCUCCUGCACGUGCUGUGAGGGGGUGCCUUUCAUGGGAUGGAUGUGCCUCGUCGGGUUGAAACGGCUGAGGCGGCUCUGCGUGGCUCCAGCGCAUCUGGACCGUCAUGGUCUGAGGAUGGACUAUCCCAAGGGAAGCUUGCCGGUGGUCUCGCGAGUGUUUGCAAGGCCACAGAAGAAGCACGGGGGCGUUUUUUGGGAGAGCUUUCAAGAACGCUCACGCUUGAAACGCUUGGAGGGAUUGCCGAGCCAAGAUGACGACAGUGGGGUGUGGCAUCUGCUGAGCUCGCUGCGAAUUCUUAAUCACCUGGAGCUGCAUGCACCACCGCGCUACAAGCACGCGUACAGGGCACUCGACGAGCUGCACCUUCUCACCACUCUCCGCAUCAGCGGGGCUUUCCUCGACAAUGAUGCGUUCACACGCUUGACUCGCGUAACGUGGCUCACCCACCUCAGCCUGGCUGCCUGCACCUUCACAACUGACAGCGUGGUGAUGAAAAUAGCAGCUGCCAUGCCGAAGCUUGAGUCCCUGGACCUGUCGGGAACGGCAAUCACCAAAGACGACACCGUGGACCUGAAAUGCUUGAACCAAUUGGAGCGCUUGACGCUGCAGCAGUGCCGCCAUGUGGGCGUGUCGUUUUUACGGUACCUCUGCCUUGUGCCUCGGCUUAAGGUGCUGGACUUGGGCUUCAACAACAUGCCGGCUGAUUGGUUGAGGGAUAUUCUGCAAGGGAAGCGGGUGAGGCGGCUGAGCGUGAGGGGGUGUGGGUACAAGGAGAAGACUCUGCAUGGGCUUGAGCGGCCUUGGAUUGUGAUUGAGUCGUGA
This is a messenger RNA of Closterium sp. Naga37s-1, 2223 nucleotides long. The record is from the annotation of a GenBank genome assembly. Lineage: Eukaryota; Viridiplantae; Streptophyta; Zygnematophyceae; Desmidiales; Closteriaceae.